Molecule: messenger RNA, 714 nt
Organism: Fibroporia radiculosa
Lineage: Eukaryota; Fungi; Basidiomycota; Agaricomycetes; Polyporales; Fibroporiaceae
Exons: 1
Coding region: 1-714 (237 amino acids)
Source: RefSeq, a predicted model, not a curated record
AUGCCUGCUGAGCGCAAUAACCGUACAAGAAACAACAAUGAAACUUCUAACCUGGACCCACGCCGUCGCCCUCUGGCUCCUAGGCGCAACAAUUCUCCAAUGACUGGUCCCCAAAGAGUGCCAACCCCUUACCCUUCCCACCUCCAGACAUUAGAAGAGCGUUUCAUGGCAGGGAUAAUAGAAAUGCUGGUCCCUAGGCGACCCAUUCUGAGUUUUCCUUCCCAGCAGGAAUCUGAUGACUCUUCACUAGAAUUCCUUGAUGAAGGAGGUUUCCAUUAUCCGUUUGCACCUCUUCUGUCGAACGUCACCCGCCGUCCCUUUCUCAUCCCAGGACCCCCGGACUCUUCUAAUAGCAACGCUGUAGUCUUGAACCAGUUUCCUGGACCCCUGGAAAUCCCUCCCACCUCGGAAGCGUCCAUUGGAUCUUACCAUGUUGUGCCUGCACAGGUAUUUCCAUCCUUGACGCCUAGAAAUACCUUGUCGUCCCCAAACCCUGACAGUCCCCCUGCCGCAUCCACUGACUCUCACAGUAUGCCGCCCCUCGCCUCUGACAUCUCUAACAAUGGUAGCCUUGAUCACGCCCCCAAUCUACAACUACUAGCCAAUGUCAGCGAGUAUAUUACCGCAUCAGAAGGGUAUAGCAGCGAUCCCCAGGAGUUUGUAGUCUACAGCGACUGUUACAACGUGAGAGGGGGGUUCUUUUUCUUUUCCUAG